AUGUCGCUCUCCAACAAGCUCUCCAUCACCGACGUCGACCUCAAGGACAAGCGCGUCCUGAUCCGCGUCGACUUCAACGUUCCCCUCGACUCGGAGAAGAAGAUCACCAACAACCAGCGUAUCGUCGGUGCUCUCCCCACCAUCAAGUACGCUAUCGACAAUGGCGCCAAGGCCGUCGUCCUGAUGUCCCACCUUGGCCGCCCCGACGGCAAGAGGAACGAGAAGUACAGCCUCAAGCCCGUUGUCGGCGAGCUUGAGAAGCUUCUCGGCAAGAGCGUCGUCUUCACUAGCGACUGCGUUGGUCCUGAGGCCGAGGAGGCCGUCAACAAGGCCACCGGCGGCCAGAUCGUCCUCCUGGAGAACCUGCGCUUCCACGCCGAGGAGGAGGGCAGCUCUAAGGACGCUGACGGCAAGAAGGUCAAGGCCGACCCCGCCGCCGUUGAGGAGUUCCGCAAGGGCCUCACCAAGCUCGGCGAUGUCUACAUCAACGACGCCUUUGGCACCGCCCACCGUGCCCACAGCUCCAUGGUCGGCUGCCAGCUCCCCCAGAAGGCUGCUGGUUUCCUCAUGAAGAAGGAGCUCGAGUACUUCGCCAAGGCCCUUGAGAACCCUCAGCGCCCCUUUGUCGCCAUCCUUGGUGGUGCUAAGGUCUCGGACAAGAUCCAGCUGAUUGAUAACCUGCUUGACAAGGUCAACACCAUCGUCGUCUGUGGCGGCAUGGCUUUCACCUUCAAGAAGACGAUUGAGAACAUGAAGAUUGGCAACUCUCUCUUUGAUGAGGCCGGCGCGAAGACCGUCCCUGCCCUUGUCGAGAAGGCCAAGAAGAACAACGUCAAGCUUGUCCUGCCUACCGACUUCAUCACCGCCGACAAGUUCGACAAGGACGCCAACACCGGCUACGCCACCGACGCUGAGGGUAUCCCCGACGGCUGGAUGGGUCUCGACUGCGGCGAGCAGUCCGUCAAGCUCUACAGCGAGGCCAUUGACGAGGCCAAGACCAUCCUCUGGAACGGCCCUGCUGGUGUCUUCGAGUUCGAGAAGUUUGCCAGUGGCACCAAGGCCACCUUGGACAAGGCCGUCGCCGCCGCUCAGUCUGGCAAGAUUGUCAUCAUUGGUGGUGGUGACACUGCCACUGUCGCCGCCAAGUACGGCGUCGAGGACAAGCUCAGCCACGUCUCGACCGGUGGUGGUGCUUCCCUGGAGCUUCUUGAGGGCAAGGCCCUGCCCGGUGUUGUUGCCCUGUCGAGUAAGUAA
Molecule: messenger RNA, 1254 nt
Organism: Lasiodiplodia theobromae
Lineage: Eukaryota; Fungi; Ascomycota; Dothideomycetes; Botryosphaeriales; Botryosphaeriaceae
Product: Phosphoglycerate kinase
Exons: 3
Coding region: 1-1254 (417 amino acids)
Biological process (GO): gluconeogenesis; glycolytic process
Cellular component (GO): cytosol
Molecular function (GO): phosphoglycerate kinase activity; ADP binding; ATP binding
Source: RefSeq, a predicted model, not a curated record